This is a messenger RNA of Kickxella alabastrina, 482 nucleotides long. RefSeq lists its product as uncharacterized. Lineage: Eukaryota; Fungi; Kickxellomycota; Kickxellomycetes; Kickxellales; Kickxellaceae. The transcript has 2 exons. The record is from RefSeq and is a predicted model, not a curated record. The coding region runs from base 55 to 453 and encodes 132 amino acids.
UAAAUAUUCAAUGUCUUAUUUCAGCUUCCAUUUAACACAUAUCCUUAUCCAAGUAUGACUGAAGGACUGUCCUAUAUAUUCCAGACUGCGGCAGGAUUUAUUCUCACAGCACUCUGCUGGGGCUUCACCAACCCAUUCAUCAAGCGCGGAUCCAAGGGCCUCGAAUCAAUCAAGCGACCGACGUGGCUCUCGCAGACCUUAGCCGAAACUUACUUUUUGUUUACAAACUGGAAAUACCUUCUCCCUUUACUCCUGAACUUGAGCGGGUCCGCAGUCUACUAUUACACUCUGAGCUCUGCCGAAAUAACCAUUGCAGUGCCAAUAACCAACUCCUUGGCUCUCAUAUUCACUAUUCUCUCGGGAAUGCUUCUCGGAGAACCAUCUCCGACGCGUAAGGAGCUCACAGGGAUGUUUUGCAUAGUUUCAGGCGUAGCCCUUUGUAUUACCUCUUAAUAGAAAACCCCUUGAGGAAAAAAAGGAGG